Molecule: messenger RNA, 1298 nt
Organism: Manacus vitellinus (golden-collared manakin)
Lineage: Eukaryota; Metazoa; Chordata; Aves; Passeriformes; Pipridae
Gene: RPP30
Product: ribonuclease P/MRP subunit p30
Exons: 11
Coding region: 1-957 (318 amino acids)
Biological process (GO): tRNA processing
Cellular component (GO): nucleolar ribonuclease P complex
Molecular function (GO): RNA binding
Source: RefSeq, a predicted model, not a curated record
AUGUUCAGAUGGAGCUCAACCAGUUUAACAGGCGAUAAACGCUCCAUUGCACAAAGCUACCGCUCCACCUGGUGGGCACACGGCGGCUCUGAGGAGCGCGGGGAGCCUCGGCCGGCGCCGCUCCGGCCGCAGAGACCCCGCCUGCGACCCGAGCAAUUCAACCCACAGGCUUUCCCCCGCCCAUCGCAGCCCCGUUUUACUGGACAAAACACUCUUAUUGUGUGUUUUUCAGUGGGAUAUUCUGCAGUUGCUCUUAAUCAUGUCAUCGAUUUUAAAGAAAAGAAACAGGAAAUCAUCAAGCCAGUAUCUCCUUCAGAGUUGUUUCCAUCUUUGCCUAUUGUACAAGGGACAUCUAAAAGAAUUAAAGUCUUAACCCGGCUAACACUUGUUGUUUCUGAUCCUUCCCACUGUAAUCUCUUGAGAUCAACAUCUGCAAAUAUAAGGUUAUAUGACAUCAUAGCAGUAUUUCCAAAGACUGAGAAACUGUUCCAUAUAGCUUGCACAACUCUAGAUGUGGAUCUGGUAUGCAUAAAUGUCACAGAAAAGCUGCCGUUCUACUUCCGAAGGCCCCCUGUGAAUAUGGCAAUAGAUCGAGGCAUUUACUUUGAACUUCUUUACACGCCUGCCAUCAAAGACUCCACAAUGAGAAGAUACACAAUUUCCAAUGCUAUCAGCCUGAUGCAGAUCUGCAAAGGAAAGAACAUAGUUAUAUCUAGUGCAGCUGAAAGGCCUCUAGAACUACGAGGUCCUUAUGACGUGGCUAAUCUAGGUUUGCUGUUUGGCCUGUCGGAAAGCGAAGCAAAGGCAGCUGUGUCCACCAACUGCAGAGCCACCAUGCUUCAUGGAGAAACUCGGAAGACUGCCUGUGGGGUGGUGUACACAGUGAAGAAGCCUCGCAAGGUUGAGGAGGAGGAAACAACAGUGCCAGCCUGCAAAAAAGCUAAGACUCAAGCUUGAGGACUGAAACAACUGUCAACAGGAGCCUCUUCUUUACCUAGUGUUGAGUCUUCCUCCACCCUCCAGCCCAAGUCCUCCCUUACUACUUUGUUUAGCCUGGAGAAGAAUUAUUCCUCUGGUGUUCAAGUGAGGAAAGCUGUGUGAAUGAGACUGCUGAAUGUUAGUUCACCACAUCUGAAAGGUCAUGCUGGGCUUCUGGCCAGGAGACUGACUCUUCACCUGGCCUUAGGUCUCCUGGAAUUAGUGCAAAGUCAAUGGAACAUUUCUAACAUGGAAAUUUUCACUUGUACAUGUGCAUUCCUUUUUUAUUAAAAGUGUUUCUAAGAACACAUGCCUUCAUA